Auanema sp. JU1783 is the source of this 1977-nucleotide messenger RNA. The record is from the annotation of a GenBank genome assembly. NCBI's taxonomy places the organism in Eukaryota, Metazoa, Nematoda, Chromadorea, Rhabditida, Rhabditidae.
AUGGAGGCAAAUGAAUACUUCUCCACUUACGAUGCUCUGCAUAAUGAAGCCAAUGAACCUGGAAGGCUCUCUAUUGACCUCCAAGAAACAUGUGACUUAUCCAAGAUAGUAUGGUCUUCUUUCGACUUCAUGACGGGUCCUGAGCUUCGCUUCGUUUGGGAGACAGCAGCAUGUAUGUCUCUAUCUCCGAUAGACCUAAGUGGAGAAGGCUCGAUCAAUGAUGCCGAGAGUUUGGACUCUUCUAUGUCCAUACAGUCAGGGCAGUAUGAAGACAUCGAUGAUCCUUUGAAAGCUGAAUUAACUCCCUUGGACAUUUCGGAGAGCAUGCUCCUAGCUGAUUCUUCUUUCAACUUAUUCGGUAGUCCAGAUGAUUUACCGUAUUUGGAAGAUUAUAUGACGGAAAGUAGAAGUACCACAACUCUGACCAACACUACGACAUCAACGUGUACUCUUAGUAUCCCAGCGGGACCUAGGAGUGUUAGCAGUGACUUGACCCAAGUUUCUCCGACCAAUCAUGAUGGUGACUUCGGAACACCUACUGCUGAAAGUCAGAAUUUGGAGUUUUCACCAACAAGAGAAGAAUGUCAGUUCAACAGCUUCGAUUUGCUCGACGAGAACUUUCUCGGCAAUCCUGCUGCUAUCACUUCAUGUGUGGAUUCUGGAAUUGGUGGAACCAUGUCAACUCAUAGCGAGUUGAGUGCGCUAUGCCAAUCUCCAUUAAACAAAACAGAGAGUAAGAAGCAAGAGGAAGAUCGUGAGAGAUGGUCACAAGAAGAUGACAAUCUGACUUAUCUUUUGGAUGUGCCUUUUGACGCAUCCGAAAAUACAAUCAGUGAUGAGCUUUUCGUUUCCAAAUUCGUUCUAGCUGAACAAAUCUGCAGCACGCAACUUCCUCUGAAUCCCAUGAUGCAGAAACUGACUAUUGUUCCAUCUAGACGUAUAAUGGUUGCUUCUUUUAUAUUUUCAUGUGAAGAUAAUAGUGGACGACCAACUCUACACGCUAUAUCUUUCCUGCUAAAUCAUAAAAGAUGUGAAUGGUUCAUGGCUCGUCAAUCCUUUUUUGAGAAUGCUCUGAUGGAUUUCCUUCCUCGUAUCAAGGCAUCAAUGUCUGUGGAAGAAUGGGAUGACGUCAUCGUUCGUGCUACUUCAGAACUUUCCAAUUUUGUCAACAUUUUAGGAAUUUUAGAUAAAUUUUCUCUAGUCACAUCUCAAAGACCACUGAUGAUAAAAAAUACUUUGUUUUCUCGGAAGAAAUGUGGUGAAGAUAAGAUCCUCAUAAAAGUCAUCUCGGGCGUAUUGCAAAGUCAAGGAUACUGUGUUAUCAUCGGCUCCAACUAUAACUAUGUGGCUAUGUUAUUGAACACUCUGGCCCUAUUUUUACCCGAAGAAGUCCGCUGGUGCUCUAUUCGGAGUUUUAAAAAUGAAUUUAGUCCGUAUUAUAGACUUCAAGCAAUACGAAGAAGUGAAUUGCCUAAUGUUGUUCUGAAGGGAGUAAUGGCUUCCUGGCCAAUUUGUAUAGCGGAUGUCGAUAGGGGUACCGUCUGUAUGUCAGCUCCUUACAGCAGACAUCGCGUUCUUCGCUUGAGAGCUGAAGUAGAGAAAGUCCAAACGGUGUUAACAAGUGGAGCGUUAAGCUCUAAGCCUGUGAAAUUGGAGUUGAGCACUUGCCGGCCUCUCGAAAGUGUCAGAAUAUUUCUGAAUCAUAUGGACAACUUACCUGUCGAAGAAUCCUCACGCAUGGGGUAUAUAUGCCAAUUCAUGUUAUACAUAGAGAACCUUGCCAAAGCUUUAAUAGAAUACGUGAAAGUUGCCAGUUUACCAUUAAUAAAUGAGAAACAAAACGCCAUGAAGAGUUCAAAGUUUUCGUUGCAUGAAUGUCGAAAAGCACUUGAUCUUCAAUCAGACAAUUGGUUCCAUGCUAUUUUGGCGAGGGCAGAAUUAUUACAUCCUGAUAUUUCAGACUUUCUCUACUCAUAG